GUCAGUGACAAUUUGACUAAGAUUCUCUUUGGUACGUAGUCUAUGCUCAGCUGCGUUCGACCCAGUUGUUGAUCAGAUUCCAAAUUUCUCAAGCUCCCAUGUUCCUAAUACGUUCAGGGAGGGUGAGAGAGUGUCCAUUGUCCGGGGGGAUGGGAAUGGACUCGGUCUGAAAUAGUAAGCUCGGCCUUCAGAGGAACGAAGACCGCAGGUGAACAUGGAUGGCUCUCUGUGGCAUUCUCUCAUCCUUAUUAAGUUUAAUGAUUCAGCGUUACAGCUUCCACUUCGGGAAUGAAUUCAUUCGUCACGGACGCAAUUUCAAAGUGUGCACCCUCUCUGUUCGUCGUUUUUCCCCUUCUGGCCGCAUGAUCUUAAUUCGAAUCUCAGCAGAUGCAAAGCUGACAGCAAAGCUUGGAUUUUUCUUCCAUGACUUUACCGAUCUUGUGUGAUCUCGUUGGUAACGAACGUCAUGGAUUCGGCCAGAUUUCUGCCUCGAUUGUUAGGAGAACAUUUUGAACAACUCUGCGCUGGUUGCUGGAAUUUCUGAGCUAAACUUUCAUUAGCUCAAACAUCGGCCAAUCAUUUAGAACUGAUCACCCGGCUACGUCGUCAAAGAAGGUGGACAUCGAACUCACCAAUUUGGACGUUCUCUUUCUUUUUAGGAUCAAGAUCAAGACGGAAGUCAUGAGUGCCGGCAUGUAUUCGUGUUUCAACAUGCUGAAGAAUCGGGAACUCAUGGAUAGAAGAUAACUGCAGACUGGAGCAGAUUCAUUUGCUCCACUCCAAAGCUCUCUUCCAAAGCUGUCGUUGAGAUGGACAUGAGGGGAAUCAAAUUCUGUCCGAACUGUGAAAAGCUGUUGCAUUAUGAGGACGAUGAGAAUAUUCAGCUGUGGCUGAUCUGUAACAGAUGCUCAUACAAGACUCGAGCAGAUAACGUUGUUGUGUACCUUAAGGAGUUUCCUGAUUACUUGGAGGAAAAGGAAACCAUCCCUAUUACCAAAGAAGUUCGCUGCCCUCAUUGUGGACAUGGAGAAGCAGGAUUUUUUGAAGAGUGGGUGGAGAAUAAACCCAAUAUUGCUCGAACAAAUGGAAGCAGUAAAACGCCAGCUUUUAAUCUCAGUCAGGAUAUUUACGAUUCUGAUUGGGAUGAAGAGGAGGAAAUUGCCAGGUGGAAGAAGGAAAAACUUCGCCAACGUAGAAAAUCGCAUCCUGACGAGAGAAGCCUUGAAGCAACUGCCAAGUGGGAAGAGAAGCUAAGGAGCGAGGAAGUCACGAGGAGAAUGGAGAUCCAAAGGAGGAAAAGGAACAACCCAGCACCACCUGAUGCAAGGAGAGCGUUGAUAUUUGUAUGCUGCAGUUCUUCGUGCGGCCAAACUUGGGAAGGCGACUGAGGGACGAGAUAUAGACCUUUUAGCAACAAGCCCUUAUCAAGCAAUUAAUUUAUAUGAGAUCAAGUUAGCUAUAACAAUCUCAAAUUUGAAUAUACCGUAUGAAGCUUACUUUAGAUGUCCCUUGGAUUCUGAAACUUCCUACUUCAACACCCCAUGUUCAAAGCUCCGAAAGCGUGUAUUACACGUACAUCUAGAGGUGCUGAAAUGCUCAAGUUACGGACUCUACCAUAAAUUUAUACUAUGUGCUGAAAGGAAUUUGAUUAUU
Molecule: messenger RNA, 1653 nt
Organism: Marchantia polymorpha subsp. ruderalis
Lineage: Eukaryota; Viridiplantae; Streptophyta; Marchantiopsida; Marchantiales; Marchantiaceae
Source: the annotation of a GenBank genome assembly